AGCGUCUAAGACUUCUGAAGCUGAUGCUCAGGCUUCCCUCAUAUAUGACUCGGUCAUGUAUAUGUACAUUCUCACAAAAAGUUCUCAUUGCGACUUCCGUCAAUUGCUUCUUGUGCCUAUCCUUCCAUUCGACUUGCGUGCGGGGUACCAGCUCGCACCCCUCUCGCUGCUUGCCGACUCAGUCCAACAUUUGUCCCAUUACUGCAGUCUCGAAGGAUGGCAAGCAAGCCAGCCUCCGGUGAGGCGCGCAUCACGCCAAUCGAGAAGGACGAUUACGAUGAAUGGGAGCGGCUGUUCAGAUUGUACAUCGAGUUCUACAAGUCCUCGCUCCCAGACGCACAAUAUCCCAGGACAUUCGAGCGCAUUCUCAACCCAGAGAAAGACUUGCAUGGUCUAGUACUGCGGGACUCGAGUGAUCGUAAGAAGUUGUACGGGCUUGCGCACUACUUCCCCAUGCAGACACCAUGGGCCGAGGAGCAACUGAUGCAUUUCAACGAUCUCUACAUUGAUCAUGAGCUUCGCGGCAAGGGUUACGGGCGAAAGAUUAUUCAGGCGGUCGCGGAAGAGGCUAAGAAGCAGGGGUGUACACGCUUGCAGUGGACGACACAGCACGGUAACCCGGCAAGGAAGCUGUACGAUGAGCUGGCUACAUGCGAGUUUGUGCACUAUCGCAUGAAUUUGAAGGACUCAUAGCUGAGUUAGGAAUCAAUGUUUGAAAAGAGCAAUGAAGACCUCUAGGGCUCGUCAUCGAUACUUGAAUACAGACC
Molecule: messenger RNA, 767 nt
Organism: Macroventuria anomochaeta
Lineage: Eukaryota; Fungi; Ascomycota; Dothideomycetes; Pleosporales; Didymellaceae
Product: acyl-CoA N-acyltransferase
Exons: 2
Coding region: 217-693 (158 amino acids)
Molecular function (GO): N-acetyltransferase activity
Source: RefSeq, a predicted model, not a curated record